Purpureocillium lilacinum is the source of this 3069-nucleotide messenger RNA. RefSeq lists its product as uncharacterized. Gene Ontology annotation, molecular function: ABC-type transporter activity; ATP binding; ATP hydrolysis activity. The record is from RefSeq and is a predicted model, not a curated record. Gene Ontology annotation, cellular component: membrane. Gene Ontology annotation, biological process: transmembrane transport. NCBI's taxonomy places the organism in Eukaryota, Fungi, Ascomycota, Sordariomycetes, Hypocreales, Ophiocordycipitaceae.
AUGGAUCUCCCACCAGAGACGCCUUGGGCAGCUCUGCCAGUACUCUACUACACGUACCCGGCUGUCAUUUUCCUCUAUUUCCUAGGCUCGUCCCUUGCCUCGGCCUGCACUCUUCAGCGUCUCAAGGAGGACAAAGAUGGCAAGGCGGAGCGGCCCUGCCGGCCUGUCGUCUUGUGUCUUCUGGGCGCCUUUGUCUUCACCUACGUGGCACAGCUCGCAGCCCUCAUAACGACUUCGAUUAGGGGUCAGCGAUGGCCGCCGGAUGACUACCUGGUCGUGGGCACGCUGUCGUGCCUCCUUAUCUUCGGCAUUCAGCUCACCUGUCUCUCCGACUUCAACAGUCCGGUGGGUUAUCCAUUCCAAGGUUCCUGGUUGCUGGCGUUGGCCUUUGAGGCUGUCAUCGGUGGUUUUGUCAUCACAACAGUUUGCCGCCCAAGUCACACCGCAAACAGCUAUGAGGUGGCAGAAUUGUCGCUCACCGCGGCGAGAAUUGCGUCACUGCUCGCACUCAGCAUUUGGCCGCUCGUAGCGCACUGGGCGAGCCCGUCGUUCCGUGGAACCGAUGAAGAGCACCAGUCACUGCUUCCAAAGACUGCACCAACUGAGCAGUCCACCGGCACCACCGCCGCGGCCAAUUAUGGAGCUACCACGAGUUCCGACGAGUCGUCGGAGACCACCGCUGAAUUCAGGUGGGAGCGGCGCGAAAGAGAAGCCCGCGAAGCCAUGGAAAAGAGGCUCAAGGAGGGAGGCAACUGGUUCGAGUACGCCAAGGGUUUCAUGAUCUUCUUCCCAUACGUCUGGCCGGUCAAUAGCUCGCCACUCCAACUCCGCGCGGUGGCAGUCGUCCUUUGCCUCUUUGCCUCCAACGCUCUGCACCUUCUCAUACCUCGACAGACCGGCAUCAUCAUGGACAGUCUUAGCGGUGCAUCCCAGUCGAACCCGUGGAUAGCCGUCGUCUUCUUCGCAGUGUUGCGACUCGCCGCUUCCGAAUCGGGCAUUGAGCUUGUCCGCCAAUGGCUGUGGAUCCCCGUCAAGUACUACGCCCACGACAACAUCACUCGCGCGGCCUAUUCACACAUGAUGCAUUUGUCCGCCGACUUCCACGACUCGAAAAGCUCAUCCGACAUGAUGAUGGCCAUCUAUGGCGGGGCUGCGGUGUCCAACGUCGUAGAAAGCGUUUUGCUCCAGGCCCUCCCUAUGCUCAUCGACAUGGGCGUCGCCGUCGUGUACUUGUCGGUCACCUUUGGUCCAUACGAAGGCCUCAUCACCGUUGCAACUGGCACCAUCUUUUUCAUAAUGGCUGGCCGCUUGGUGGCCGAAUCCAAAGCCGCGAGCCGAAAGAGAGUCAAUGCACUGUACCAAGAGCAUUAUGUGCGCCAGUCCGGCCUACUCGGAUGGCAGACUGUUAGCGCGUUCAACCAAAUUGGCUAUGAAGACAACAGACACGCAAACGCAGUUACUAAUCGCUGGCUCAGCGAGCAGCAAUAUGUCAUGAGCUGGUACAUUUCGAUCGCCUUUCAAACCGUGGUGCUCACAUCCGGCCUACUAGUGAGCGCUUUCCUGGCCGUGUCAAGGAUCCAGAGCGGCCGCGCAACCUCUGGUCAAUUUGCGAUGCUUCUGAUGUACUGGUCACAGCUCACGUCUCCACUGCAAUUCUUCGCAAAGCUCGGGAAGAGCAUGAGCGAUGACUUUAUCGACGCUGAGCGCCUGCUGGACAUCAUGAAGACGAAGCCGACGGUUGAGAACAAGAAAGGGGCGCGACCUCUCAAGUUUGUCUCGGGCAAUGUUGAGUUCGAGGGCGUUUGCUUCAGCUACGACGGCCGCAAAGGGACCAUCAAGGGCAUCAGCUUGAGCGUCCCUGCAGGGGAAACAGUUGCUUUUGUCGGGGCGACCGGCGCCGGCAAGUCCACUCUGUUGAAGCUGCUCGACAGGUUCUACGAUGUCACCGAGGGCUGCAUUCGCAUCGAUGGGCAGGACGUCCGCGAGGUUGAUCUGUUCAGUCUCCGCGACAGAAUCGGCAUCGUACCCCAGAACCCGAUUCUUUUCGACGACACCAUUAUGAACAACGUCCGUUACGGCCGAAUUACCGCCAGCGACGAGGAAGUGUUUGAAGCCUGUCAGGCUGCCUGUAUACAUGAUAAGAUCAAAGGCUUCACGAACGGGUACGAGACUCGCGUUGGCGAGCGGGGCGUGAAGCUUUCUGGCGGCGAGCUUCAGCGCGUUGCCAUCGCAAGAGCCAUUCUCAAGAAGCCAGACAUUGUGCUCCUGGACGAAGCUACUAGUGCAGUGGACACCGACACCGAGCAACAGAUUCAGCAGUCAUUCAAGAGCCUUUGCCAGGGGCGAACAACUUUCAUUGUGGCGCACCGGCUGUCAACGAUCAUGAAUGCGGAUCGAAUCGUGGUCGUAGAGCACGGGGAGCUAAUUGAACAAGGAAGCCACCACGAGCUCAUCGCCAAAAAGGGGCGAUAUGCGGACUUGUGGUCAAAGCAAGUGUUUCUCCGGCCUCGCGACAAGACGGAAGACGUCGUGGAGAUUGUCGACGACAGACCGGACCUCACCGACGACGUGUCGUCCGAGCAGACCGCGGCCGAUCCCUACCGGUGCGGAACAACUGAUAGCGACAGUGAGAUGUUUUGCACGGACAAUGAGCAUCCUGCCGACAAUGCUGAGCCGACAAUUCACACCAAAGAAGGCUCCAAGCUUAACCCGGUUGCCCCAGAGUUCACUCCUCGGAGCAUGGCUUCACCAACGAAACGAACCGAGGAAGACAGCACUUCAAGCAAUGUCGGCAGUGCCUCUCCCGCCGAUGCGACUGUCCCGGAACCUUCUGUCCAUCACCAAUGGGCGGACGAGGUCGCGAGCUGCGAGCCUGCAAGCGGACCGAAUGACCCAUCUGCUGCUGCAGUCAAUGCGGUCGGGCCUCAAGAGGAGUCAGACAGGCGGUCUGCAUUGUCUAGAGAGACGCCAAACACGUCGACAGAUGCCUCGAGCCAAGCGAUUCAGGGAACACAUUGCCCCGACAAGAAGAGUAAAGCAGCCGAUGACGGGGCAUCUCCCGAUGCUUAG